Thlaspi arvense is the source of this 483-nucleotide messenger RNA. NCBI's taxonomy places the organism in Eukaryota, Viridiplantae, Streptophyta, Magnoliopsida, Brassicales, Brassicaceae. The record is from the annotation of a GenBank genome assembly.
AUGUUAAAUUCUCGACAGGUGAAUAAUGCAGGGAUCCGUGGACUUAAAAUUGAUGCAGAGGGUUUUGCGCGUUUAGGCCUCAAGACCGGCAAGGAGGUAAUUUUUCACAAAACAACAUUUUUGGUUUUUUUCAGAAUGUUUCCAAUGGUUGAUGGGCUGGCAGAAGGAAAGGUAGACGAUGUGGUGAAUGAAUUUCUGCAGGAUGCUAAGGAGGAUUUGCUGAAGAAGAAAGGGUGGCCUUCCGUUUUAUUUGCUUAUAUCAUCCCACUAGCAGCUCUCAGUGCCUUCACAAGGAAUAUAGCUAGAAAGUUCCCUAAUUUCCGCGUCAAUGUAGUUCAUCCUGGCUUUGUUAAGAGAAACAUGAGCUAUGUGGGCCAGUACACCCUCGAAGAAGGUGCAAGAGGCCCCGUACAGCACGCCCUAGCACUUGCCGGUGGACCUUCUGGUCAGUUCCUCUUUCAGAGCGAACUAUCACACUUCUGA